Messenger RNA from Bombus terrestris (buff-tailed bumblebee), 3731 nucleotides. RefSeq names its product WASH complex subunit 4 (gene SWIP). NCBI's taxonomy places the organism in Eukaryota, Metazoa, Arthropoda, Insecta, Hymenoptera, Apidae. Gene Ontology annotation, cellular component: endosome; WASH complex. The transcript has a single exon. The coding region runs from base 309 to 3569 and encodes 1086 amino acids. The record is from RefSeq and is a predicted model, not a curated record. Gene Ontology annotation, biological process: endosome organization; endosomal transport.
CGUUGGUUAGACGGUACAGUAUAGUCUGUAUAGUGCAGUACUAUCAGCUAUCAACCUUUCAUGAUAUCUACUUUCCAAUUUUGUUUUUUGUAAAUAUGUAAGAAAUGAUAGUGUCAUAAUAGUAGUUAAAAGUAAUUAAAGAAAGUACUGUUUGAAAGUGAUGCUGGAAAAGUAUAGGAUGGUACUAAAACAUAUGUGAAUUAUCAAAAGAUAUGUCACAAAUUUGAAAAAUAUAUUUUACUUGUCAUUUAUUUGAAAUCAGUAUUUUAACACAUUUCGAUUAACGUUAGCAAAUAUACGAAGUAAUAAUGAUAGAAUCAUCAGCUUGGAAUUCGAAAAAGGACGAGACCAUAUACAAAGCGGCAGGUUCGAUACACUUACGAAAAUAUGGACAGUUUUUUGAGAAUUUAGCUAAGCAAACAUGGAAAAAAGAUUCUACAUUAGAAUAUUUUAUGGAAGGUCCUCUUCGGCUUGUAUACAAACCUGUUGAGGAUAUCAGCUUGAUAAAUUUAAUAGAAAUGGAAAAUAAAUAUUUAUCAAAGCUACUUGCUGCAGUUGCCGGUACCUGCAGAGAAAUUAGACUUCUUGUGAUGGAAGCUAAGAUGUUCUAUAAAAAAUUGUUUACUCAUGGUGAAAGAGGGGCAGAGAAUAAUCAGAAUAAUAUCACAUCUCUUUUGUCUGAUCUGCAAGAUCUAUUUGUUUUUGUGAAUAGGAUAUGGACAGUAGCACAUUUGACAACGGAACAGUUAUCUAGUCUAGCAGGUGACUCUAAUGAUAUUUAUUUACCUGUAUUAAUAGAACAUUUUAUUGAUUUGUUUAUAAUCGUUUUGACAUUGGAUGAAAUUAUUGAAUCCCAGCCUUCAUUGUUAGAACAGUGGAAAAAGUACAGAAUGAAUGUGCGUUCUAUCAUGCAUAAUCCAUUGCAAUUUGGCAUAAGUGAAUCUAAAUUACAUACACUGAAUAAGUUAUUAAAAGAUUUACAAGAGAAUUUAUUAAAGAAAGUUUUAUUUUUUAAGACGAUUGAACGCAUAAUGGAUGUGAAUAAAGGACCUAUAAUGAGUGAACAGAUUACCAAUUAUUUGAAAAAUUUAAUGGUAGACAUAGAAAAUAAACCAAAUGAUUAUGUUUCAUUGAAUAAAAGUUGGAUCAAAAUAAAUAUUGGAAUUGUUGUAACGACAAAAUUAUUUGGCACCUGUGAUAAAAGAUUAAUUAAAAGAGUGCUUGAAAAUAAUAAAAAGUUUUAUGCUGUAAAUUUAAUUGGAAAUGUCAUAUGGAUUCCCAGUAAAUUUUUAAGUGAUUUUUUGCCAAAAGAAGCUGGUAAUGCUGUUAGUCAACAAGUAGGAGAAAAAAUACUAUGUUUGAGGAUACAAAAACUUUCCCAGACUGUGAAUGGCUUAAUUCAAAAAGCAGUAACAUGGUGCAUUGAAAUGCAAAGUAUUUUAAUGAAAACAAGUCUUCAGAUUUCAGAUAUUGGGCAGAAACAAACUUUAUUAAUUGAUUUAGUUGCAUUGUUAUCUCAGAUUAAAGAAAUUGUAUCUUUUAUAAUAAAUAUGCAUGCGAUUCUUAUUAAACCAAUGAAUCGUAACACUGUUCAAUUAAUUUGUAGAUUAAUAGAAGUACAAAAGUCUUUGCAGACUACAUUUUACAUAUUGGGACCAGUUAUAGUGCAAUCACAAAGUCAAGUAUUACAAUACUUGAGUUAUUAUAUUUUAAUUACAUUGGAAACUGCUCGGAAGAGUUUAAUUCAGAAGGAUAAAGGUUAUAGCAGAGAAAAACUGGAUGCAUUGUCACUAGUGGGUUUAAGUAUGAGAUUAUUAAAUGGACCACCAAGUGCAGAUAGAAGAUUAAUAAUCAGAUGUGCUCUAGCAUGUGCUAGUCAAUUAACAGAUACUUUUAAGGAAGAGGACAUGGUGAAAUUGAGAUUUUCAUUGAACAAUUACGAUAUUGUUGCUGAAUUGUAUAAUAUUAUUACAGAUAUCUGUGAUUACUCUAUAUUAUUAUAUCAUCAGAAUAUAAUUCCAGCUUAUUUUUCUUCUGUAAUAGAUAGUAAUUUAAGUAUAAAUCACAUAGUUCAUUUGUUUAAUGCAUUUAACAGCACCAUUAACGAACAAGAAGGAUUAAAUUUAAAACAGAAAAGAAUUAUGCAAUUAAGAGAAAUGUUGACUAAGAAUAUAUUAGAACCUGUUUGUCAUGAGAUUGAAACUAAUCUAAGACUUCAUGUCCAUGCACAUUUAAAAUUGGAUUCUACAAAUCCAUUCAAUAUUGGGGCAAAAGAUGGUGGAAGAAUCGUACGAUCAUUACCACUACCUUUAACAAAUAGUAUGAUAUACGCUAAAAGAUUCAUUGAACAUUACCUUGAUGAUAUGUUUUACAAUCUCACUACAGUAGCAUUACAUGAUUGGAGAACAUAUAGAAUGAUGCAUGCUUUGGCACAUUAUAAAUUAAAUCUAGAUACUGUACAAAACUAUUUACCUACACAGACCUUGGAACAGGGCUUAGAUGCUUUAGAAAUUAUGAGAAAUAUUCAUGUAUUUGUAUCAAAAUAUUUAUAUAAUUUAAACACUCAAACUUUUAUUGAACAUACUAGUAACAAUAAACAUUUAAAUACUAUUGGAAUUCGACAUAUAGCAAAUUCUAUCAGAACACAUGGAACUGGUAUUAUGAGUACAACAGUUAACUUUGUAUAUCAAUUUCUUCGUAUAAAAUUACAUACAUUUUCACAAUUCCUUUUUGAUGAACAUAUAAAAUCGAGAUUAAUGCGAGAUAUAAGGUUCAUCAAGGUUCAAAGAGAAAAUGGUAGAACACCUUAUACAUAUGAAAGAGCAGAAAAAUUUCAGAAAGGGAUCAGAAAAUUAGGUAUGACACCUGAUGGUUUAAGUUAUUUAGAUCAAUUUCGACAAUUAAUAACUCAAAUUGGAAAUGCAUUGGGGUAUGUACGAUUAAUUAGAUCUGGUGGAUUGCAUGCUAGUUCAAAUGCUAUUUCAUUUCUGCCAAACAUCGAUUCAUCUGUACCAUUUGAAUUAAUGUGUAAAAAUUUAAGUUAUGAUGUAACAACUCAAUCAGCAGCAAAGUGUUUAGAAAAUAAUAUUGCAAAUUUAAUACGAAACUUUACAGAAGGAAGAAUACAAUACUUCAAACUUCUUGUUGAUGUAUUUGCAUCUGCUUUUCGAGAUACUGAAUCGCAUCAUUUGCAACAAUUUUAUGCUAUUGUACCUCCAUUAACAUUAAGUUUUAUUGAUAACUCAAUAUCGAAUAAAGAAAAAAUGUUUAAGAAAAAUCAAACAGGUGCAGCUUUUACUGAUGAUGGUUUUGCAAUGGGAAUUGCUUAUAUAAAUGCUCUUUUAAAUCAGUCAUCAGAAUUGGAUAGUUUACAUUGGUUCAAAACAGUUGAACAGCAUAUAAAUGCUGAACAGCAGGCUGCAGAAAGUAAAAAUGUUCAAGGAGAUGAAAAAUUGCAACAAACAAGAGCAUUAACAUUAAAACGCUUAGGUGAAAGAAGUGCUGAAUUCCAAUUGCUCUAUUAUAGUUUGUCUGGCGCUAGAGUAUUCUUUAAACAGUCUGAUAUGUAAUAUUCCACAAUCUGUAAAAUGUAUUAUGGAAUUAAUUAAUUGCAAUGUGAUUGUUAAGUAUUCUUGUUUCAUAUUUCUCAUUACUAUUGUAUAAAGAAUGUCAAAUUAUAUACUGUAUAAUACUAUUAUGUGCUUUAUAAAAAAUAGCUUUAAAACACUUUA